AAUUGGCACUGUUGACAUUCUGAACGUCGCCUCCAGAUCCCAGAUCCAGAAGCUGCUGCUGCAGAAAGAUGAUUUCCGACGGUCAAACAGGCGGAACGCCCAACGUUCGGCUGAUCAUAUCCGUUGUAAUAAUUGUUGGUUGUUUUACUGUGAUAUAUCCUAGAUUUUUUCAUCCAUUAGUACUAAAGGCGUUUGGAAUGGCACAAGAACCACCAGUCAAACGUCAGCCAGAUUUCCCACCUCACCGAGGUGGUGGUGGACAUGGUCCCCCCAGUGGUCAACAAGAUGACAUCAAACAACACAUGCGGCCUGGUCCUCAUCCUGGCAUGCGAGCAUCGGCUGAAAUGAACAAACAGAAACAUGCAAGUGGUGGCAGAGGAGGCAUCAUGGGAAUGGUUCUGCCAAUGUAUGCUGUGGGCAUUGUAGUUUACCUCAUCUACACUUUAUUCAAGGUGUUUAAUAAGCAAGGGAAGGGAGACAUUCGUCGUCGACAGCAGGAAGAUCAACAGAGGCGAGGCCUGGCAUACAGGGGAGGUAAUGGAGGCCAAUAUAGAGAGGCGGUUAGUACUUACACUGGGAGUGAGCCCACACCUUUGAGGGAUGCCUAUGGAGAGACUCCUGAGGAUAAGCUUGCAAACAUUGAGGAUGUACUGAACAAAGCAGAGGACAAAAAUCUCAGUGAGUUACAGAUGCAAGAUCUGCAGCGUCGCCUACAGGAGACAGAGGCACAGAUGGCUAAUAUUCUCAAGGCCAUGAAUACUGUGUCGACCAAGGUUGUAGAUGCUGCUGAUGAAGAUGAUAGCGAGGAACAGUUAUUGAAAGCUAAGGAAAAGGAAAACAAAUCCAAUGACUCAAGUCCAGACAUCAGUAGCUAUGAAGUGAUUGACAAAUCUAAGGGAGAUAAGUCCAAGAGCUCCUCACCUGAGGUGGAGACGCUGACUGCAAGGGAGCUCGACAAUGAUGAGCAAGGAGAGAAGGCAAAAACAGGCGAAAUGGAGGAGGACUCCGAAGGCAAGAGUGAAGAAAAGGAAAAGGAUGAUGAUGCAGAAAUUGAGGAAGUGUUAUUGGAGGAUAAGAAGGAUGAAGAAGAGGAAGAGGGAGAAUCAAGUGUGAGAAAAAGGAAAGCCCAUCCUAUAUCUGACUGAAUCAUCAGUCAUUGCCACCUAGUUUGGUCUCAUUCUGAAUCUUUUACAAAGAAAGCAUAAAAUAUUGUGUAUGAGAGAGGCAAAUAGCUGUUACAUUUUUGUCUGUUGUAAUGAUUGAUAUAAGAUCUAUCAUUAAUUUAACUUCAAUAGAAAUGAAUUGACAUAAAUGCAGGAGAAAGUAUAAAAGAUAUUUUUUAGAAAACAUUCUCAGGCAAUUCCAUAAAACCAUUUCCAAAACUUUCAUGAGCUCCAAUAUUGUACCAGAGAUCUACCUUCGUAGUGGGUACACAAAAAUUGGAGAAAGUCUUGCAGCAUGAAUCCAGAAACCGAAUGUCUGAGUCCAAAAACCACUGUAAUUCAUUAUUUAGUCUUUGAAGUAGAAUUGCAAACAGGUGCAACUGGAUUUAUUUUCUUGACACUGUAAUGGAGGACACAUUAUACAAUCAUUAUGUUUUAACAUAUGGAUGUUAUAUUUU
This is a messenger RNA of Pecten maximus, 1621 nucleotides long. Its product is annotated as resistance to inhibitors of cholinesterase protein 3-like. Lineage: Eukaryota; Metazoa; Mollusca; Bivalvia; Pectinida; Pectinidae. Gene Ontology annotation, cellular component: intracellular membrane-bounded organelle; neuron projection; neuronal cell body. Gene Ontology annotation, biological process: protein localization to cell surface; synaptic transmission, cholinergic. The record is from RefSeq and is a predicted model, not a curated record. The coding region runs from base 69 to 1145 and encodes 358 amino acids. The transcript is spliced from 6 exons.